AUUCUAACGACUUUUGCCCCGCUUUGCCCACUCUGUCAAAACAACGGUCCAGAGGAUCUUCGGUCUUCGGUAUUUCUUUUUUCUUAUCUUAUUGUUCCUUUGACUUUUCUGAUCACCAUCGCGUGUAAGACUAGCUACCUGUAGCCGUAUCUCUUCAAUUAUUCCGCGCUAAACACUCAUCCCUGAUUUAUCUCUAUUCGUUUAUUGGUAGCCUUGUCGUAUUUCUUUUCUUUUUCCCUUUUUUUUCUGGGGACGCGAGGCGCAAGGCUCCGAGACCAGACCCAAAUCAAAGCCCGAAUUUCCCAAAUCCACGUCUCAAGUCUAGUUCAAGCCUUUGUGUGGCGGGGUCUACCUCAUUAGACAAUCGGAAUCAUCGCUCAUGUCAUCAGAUCAAGACAUCAAUCAGGUCCCUAUACAGGACCUGACCCCGGAACAAGCCAGUCACAUCAUCCACUCUCACCGCAAAGUACGAUAUGGUACGGCUUGUUGGCCAUGCAGGCAACGAAAGGUGAAAUGUGACAACAAGCAACCUUGUGAAAAUUGUGUCAAGAGAGAGCACCCACAGUUAUGUUCUUAUAAACCUAAUCGCUCAGGCGCCUCCAAGCAGGCUUCUGUAUCAGCCGAGAGUAGCCAGGGGAGGAAAAGACCGCAUUCCCCUGUCGAUAGUAUCAACAAUGACCAGAGCAGUGAUCAUCAACAGGAGGGUUGGGCUCAAGCUAUAGACGAACCUGAGCCUGUAGAGAUGGCACGCUACGUCGGCCAAAAUAGUAUUCCUGCGUUAUUGCGAGAUCAGCCAUCCCCAAUAGAUACGAAAGAUGGGAUUGACAUUCGUCGUGACAUGCGCCCCAUCCUUGGGCUCGACAACUCCGCGCCCUUCCCGCUAAUGUCCUUGAAACAUCUUGAUCGACUGACACAAGAUAUAUUCUCCGAGCUUCCUUCCGAUCGAGAAGUGAUGAUACUUUUUAGAGCCUACAAAGAGAUCACGCACCCAUUUUGGGGAUUUGUCAUCGAUAUCGACGACCUGGAAUCGCAAAUCAUGAUCUAUCUCGAAGAGAGGGCUAAGAAUGCUAGGGAACAUAGCAAGUCAACCCGACGUGUCUCCGCAUCAUGGCUAGCUAUCCUUUUCUCUGUAAUGGCCGUUGGUUCUCAGUACCGUGACUCACCAUACCAUAUUCGGACCCGAGAUGCCCAGAGAUACGUUCAGAUAUCGUUCCACUUCCUCAGGCUUGGGAACUUUCUAUUACGACCCAACCUAGAUUCUAUCCAAGCGCUACUGUUGACUGGGUUCUGUCUUCUAAACGACAUGAAAGCCGAGGCUUCGUGGGCUUUAAUCGGCAUGACAUGUCGGUUAGCGCAGUCACUUGGUCUUCACCGCGCUGUAACACAAGACGAAACCAGUUCAGUCGAGUUGUCGCAAAAGACAUAUGCAAGGAGGAAGUUAUGGUGGACUUGUGUGUGGCAUGAUACAUUGACAUCAUUGUCUUUUGACCGUCCUAACAUGACCAACAUUCAAUGUUGUUCGAUACCGUUGUCGCCCAGUUCUAACACAGAGGGGUUGUCGUACCUUGAAGCGAUGUACACUUUAUGCCAAUUAAUCUCACAACAACUCAACCCAGAUGCUACUGCCGACUACUCAUAUGAAACGAUUCUUGAAAAUUGUCGAGCUGUUGAAUCCAUUCGAGAGCGAGUUUACCCCCAGUUACGCAGUAAGGAAGCUUGCAAGAGUGUGGUUGAUAAAUUGCAACACUAUGCUAUACGUUUACACACUGCUUUCGUGGUAUCCGUGUGCUGUCGUCCCGCUCUCCGUCGAGAUUGUACUGGGCUAGCGGCUGCUGAGAAGAAAGCUUUGGCCGACAAGUGCAAGGAUAAUUUAACCGAGACCGUACGGAUGUUUCUAUCGAUGCACCAGCUAUCUUUUAUCCCUACUCGAAGUUGGGCAUUCACUUACCACGGACUUUCUUCUGCCGUGCUCCUCGGCAUACUAUGUGAGACAAAGCAAGAUCCCGAAGUCCGUCGACUCCAAGGGGAUCUGAUAUCAGCGCUAUCAGCCGCAGCAGCUAAGGAGCAGACAAGUCCUACCCCAGAGCAUAUUCCUAAGAUUGAUAGAGACAUUGAAUUAUCAGGUCCCCUCUCUCGAGCCUUAACUGCGUUAAAGAACAUAUACGACUAUGGAUCUCUGCACGGAGCAUCCGGAAUCAAGAGCGAAAGCGCGUCUGGGGCUCGCACACCGACUGGAGCUGUGAUCCCCCAGGGAAUGCAAAAUCUCAACCAACAAUUCCGUUUGCAGCCUGGAUUCGAUAGACACCAAGACGCCGCUCUCGCUAUGGCAGAACUACAGAAUGGGAACAAUGUUCCAGAUUUCUCGACGACUAUGUCGUACCAACCAUCAAUACAGCAACAAGUUGGAAUGCCAGACUUGAACCAACUAGAUCCUACAACUCUGGCACCUAUGGAACUUUAUGAUUCAAUAUUUUGGGAAUCACCAGAUCCCUUUUAUACAGGAGCAGAUAUGAAUUUCGACUUCCUCCCACAAGCUCCUCCCGGCCAAUCGCAACAACAGUUCUACUUUUAGGGUUAUAUGGUAAGUCAGAACGACUGAAAGUUGGAUGACCAAAGGAUUUAGGUGUUAAUAUCAUAUACUGUUUAUACUCUCCCAUGUCGAUGACGUUAGCUCUCGAACAUAGGAUUCUGGUUCGCAGGAGUUUGUUUUGACCAGGGCUUAGCGAGGAAACUCUACUGGUGUCUAUUGGAGUUUGUUGGAGUAUCAUGACCAGGAUCGUCGAAUAUUACCUGUGUCUUUUUAUCUAUAACUAUGUUUAGUUAUUAUAUAACCUUGGGUAUUCUUACGUAUCGUAUCUACCUUAGGCAGGUAUCUAUGACUAGUAUUCAAUCUAUCACCAGAUAUAACUUCAACAG
This is a messenger RNA of Daldinia caldariorum, 2916 nucleotides long. RefSeq names its product fungal-specific transcription factor domain-containing protein. Gene Ontology annotation, molecular function: DNA binding; DNA-binding transcription factor activity, RNA polymerase II-specific; carboxy-lyase activity. The coding region runs from base 380 to 2572 and encodes 730 amino acids. The transcript has 10 exons. Gene Ontology annotation, biological process: regulation of DNA-templated transcription; DNA-templated transcription. NCBI's taxonomy places the organism in Eukaryota, Fungi, Ascomycota, Sordariomycetes, Xylariales, Hypoxylaceae. The record is from RefSeq and is a predicted model, not a curated record.